CGGCCCUGCUUGACCGACCCAUCACAUUUGCAACCUCCUCAUUAGUCUGAUUAGAGAUGGAUCCUAGACCGUCCACUCCUCGAUCAGCAACAUCCAGCACCGUUCCGACCUCGUUUGACGGAGAUGCUUUGAGAGGUUAUAUACGCAAGCUCUUCGAGACGAAUCUAAAAAAUGUCGAAUUUGACAAGGAGAAGAUGAGGGAACAUGGGAAGGAACUCAGUAUGCGCAUUAAAGCUCGGAUGAACGAGUUGAACCCUCAAGGUUGGAAGUUUGCCGUGAUCGUCCAGAUCAAUCAAAAUCUCGGACAAGGUGGCCGGGCGGACUUGGCAACACAUUGGGCGGUCUCGGAUUUGUGCAUCCAGGAGCUCUGGUCGAACGAACAUCUGUUAUGUGCUUGUUUUGCCCUUGCCAUCAAGGCCGGUUGAGCGUGGCCGGGAAGAGCAGGGGGAUUAGAAGCAGGAUGUAAUUGUUGUGCGGGGUGCGUCUUCUGGUGCAUAUUCGAAUACCCAUGUUGAAGUGUUACUGCGGUGUUCGACGCCAUAUGGUCAGGGUUUUCGCUACAACCGAGGUCAAGGCAAGUUAGGGAACCGGGGCAUCCGUCAGAGCUGAGCAGAUCCGGGAGGGUGUUUACUUUGUCGGGCCAUCGGGCGGGUUGAAGGCGGACUGUGACGAUAGUUCGGUGAUCUUGGAAUCGGCGCCGGCGAUCUGGGAAGACUAGACUGGUCGAUCGUUGUUGACGUUUCUGCAUCGCUAGGAUCGCUAGUUGCCAGCCCACGAGCGAUUCUCCGGGACCGAGGGGGACGUUGCCGCAUUGCACCCAUCGCCAUUGCCGCUAGCCUUGUUCGCGGCAAGGGACGACGCAUGAAGCCUAUGAUGAUGAUCGUGACGCGUGUGGCU
Molecule: messenger RNA, 897 nt
Organism: Filobasidium floriforme
Lineage: Eukaryota; Fungi; Basidiomycota; Tremellomycetes; Filobasidiales; Filobasidiaceae
Exons: 8
Coding region: 57-425 (122 amino acids)
Source: RefSeq, a predicted model, not a curated record